This is a messenger RNA of Annulohypoxylon truncatum, 1346 nucleotides long. Its product is annotated as S-adenosyl-L-methionine-dependent methyltransferase. The transcript has 4 exons. The record is from RefSeq and is a predicted model, not a curated record. Lineage: Eukaryota; Fungi; Ascomycota; Sordariomycetes; Xylariales; Hypoxylaceae. Bases 297 to 1157 code for a protein of 286 amino acids.
UUAGAAGAUGUCAAUGGUUAAAAAAGGCAACUGUAAAUGGAUUAAUUCAAUCAUCGCUCUGUGCACUGCCGUAAAAGGGGCGAAGGGCGGAAGCGGAGCCUCCGAUCUCGGGCGACUGUUCGGCGGUCCCAAUAUCGGCCGAUACGGAGCGGCUCUGUAAGUCGGUACAGCAAACUCAACAAUAUUUAUUUUACUUUUUAAAAAGGAAAGAUAAACUCACUUUCUUUCAUAAUAUUAUGGUGUCUGGAGUCAUCUGACUUAAUUUAAUUGAAAUUGAAAACACUAUCUUCAAAAUAAUGGCUGAGAAGAAAGAUCACUGGUCCUCCGAGGCGUACCAGAAUUCGGCCUCAUUCGUGCCCAAACUCGCAACUAAAAUUGUGCAAUGGCUUGACCCUCAAAAAGACGACGUGAUCUUGGAUAUCGGCUGCGGUGACGGCGUGGUCAACAUUCAAAUGCAAGAGAUCCUAGCUCAGGGCAGCGGCAGCAUCCACGGCACUGACUCCUCGCCGGCCAUGAUCGAGGCAGCCAAGAAGCAAGCUAGCAAAGCCGGAGCCUCAAAAUGUACCUUUGAAGUCGCCGACGCCCUCCAACUCCCGCAAUUCCCACACCUCCAAGACGGCCACUUCACAAAGCUCUUCUCAAACGCAGCCCUGCACUGGGUCCUCGGAUCCACCAAAACCACACCAUCCCCAUCCUCCUCACAAACCGCCUUCUUCGCCUCCGCGCGCAACGCGCUCGCGCCCGGCGGAACUUUCGCCUUCGAGAUGGGCGGUCUGGGCAACGUAUCCGAGAUGCGCGCCGCGCUACUCUCCGCCGUCUCGCGACACGCGGCGGGCGGACUAGACGCCGCAGUGGCGGCGGACCCGUGGUUCUUCCCGGACGAGGCGUGGGUGACGCGGGUGCUGGAGCAGGACGUAGGGGGCUGGAAGGUCGAGCGCGCCGAGCGCGAGUACCGGCCCACGACUGCUGAUGCGGGAGGCGUCGAGGGCUGGGUGCGGCUUUUCGGGGCGCCGUUCUUCGAGGCGGUAGAGGAGGGGGAGAAGAGGGAGAGGUGCAUCAAGGAAGCUGUGGAUGUACUGGAGGUCGUGUGUCGGAAUCCGAGUGGGGGGUUCCACUUGGGGUAUGUGAGAUUGAGGGUUUUGGCGAGGAAAGUGUGAAUGGAUGGAAUACUUUUCUGAAGUGAUAUAGGCAGGAUGUUUGACCAAUGGAUUUGUAGUGCCUUGGUACCAGUAGUAUUUAAAAACUAGCACACUGAAGUCAGCAGGGGAUCAUGACGAUUGCAAGUAUUAAUUCUAUCGGUCUAAUGGAGAUCUAAUUAUGAUUAACACUAGACAGCAAUUUGGCUU